Messenger RNA from Phycodurus eques (leafy seadragon), 4651 nucleotides. It is a transcript of the gene ppp1r37, whose product is annotated as protein phosphatase 1, regulatory subunit 37. The transcript has 13 exons. Bases 809 to 3946 code for a protein of 1045 amino acids. Lineage: Eukaryota; Metazoa; Chordata; Actinopteri; Syngnathiformes; Syngnathidae. Gene Ontology annotation, molecular function: protein binding. The record is from RefSeq and is a predicted model, not a curated record.
ACGUGUGAACAACAAACGGUUGGUGGACUUUCACGAGCUAGCCUGUCUGCGAAUGGUCGCGUUAGACAAAAACACGUCCAACUUACUGUACUUUCCGCCGCCUUGUCCGCCUACUGGAGACAUACCUUCCUAUAAAAAGCAAAUGAUAGUCAGAACCGAAAACAGGUGUUUGGUCGGGACGGACGUUAGCCCCACGGAAACAUGCUGAGGAGGACUCGGUGUGACGCCUGUUUCUUUUCCAGCCGCCUGUGUGUGCUAUUCGAGGCGCUGUGAUGUAAGUCGAGUGUUCCGGCGCGACACCCGAAGUGAGACUACUACAAUUCUUACUUUGUGUACGCCCUAAAUAAUGAACUUCGGGGAGCUACGUGACGCGGCAGGUAUGCGAGCAUACGCGGGCCUGGGUGUCAUUGCGGGGCUUCAACUUUAGCACGCUAGCUAACGGCCGUUCAGCUCGCACAGUUCAUCCGAAUGAUUUAGCUCGUUACUGUAUAAAGGCUCAAUGGCUAAUGCUGUAUAAUGGAAGCGCCCUGACUGAGCGGUGGUCCUCUAAAAUACUGCUGUCAACGUUCAUCCAUUCCCAUUUGGUAAUAGAAAGUUGCUAAACAACUGCUAUUGCAAUUGCACUUGUCGCACAGGCAUCUUCUGUGUUAUUAAUUACCACUACACUUGCCCGCUAAUUAAAAAAAACAAUACUCAAAAGUGUCCACUUAAAAAUUUUGCAGCCUUUAAGCUCAUAUCACUGUUAAUUUGUCCAUCCAGGCUGUAUGGUAAGAUUGAAAGACUUUUGAGUUUAACUGGACAUGAAAACAUGAAUAUCGAAGAGCAGUGUCUCGAUCUGUGCAAUGUCAAGACCAAAACGAGUAUGGACGAUGGUCAUCAUAACACUACCUUUGGCACGGACGGGGUCCGCAUCUCUGAGCUGAUCCCAGACCCUGAUGUCGAUGGGCAAACCGUGGUCCCUGCCGAAACCAUGCCCCAGCUCGCUGACAACCUUCAGGUGGCCACGGGGGACAACUGCCAGGUGAAGGACACACUGAAAAUUGAUGAGGUCAAUGGGAAUAGACAGAAUAGUGGCCAUGGAGGGUCACCAAACCCAACUGACUCAUUCUUUCCCAAUGAUGGGGAUCAUACGGACAACGCUGCUGUGCAUGAAACGAAGGCCUCUACAGACGCGGAACCUGUAAAGUUUAACGACCCGGAGGAAGAAGACGAUGGCGGGGAGAUGGACAUGGGUGUGGACCUUAGCCUGGACGAAACCGGCGUGCUGGAGGCCGAGACGACAACUGUCACAUCGCGAUCAGAUGGUAUUUCGGAGCCCUUCGGUCAAGUUGGCCCAGCUGGCAGUGAGGCAGAAAUCCAGUCGGACGCACAGAAAAGAGGCGAGUCGUCAGGCACGGACCAUGCUGUGAUGUGCCCCACAGUGGAGGAAGGGGACGAUAAACACAAACUGACUGGCAAGAGGGUGACGUUUCCCUCAGAUGACGACAUUGUUUCUGGAGCAGUGGAACCAAAGGACCCCUGGAGACAUGCUCAGAAUGUGACGGUGGACGACAUCCUGUCUUCGUAUAAACAGGCCUGUCAGAAGCUCAACUGUAAACCCAUUCCCAAAGUGUUGAAACAGAUUCAGGAACUGAAAGACCUGACCCAGCGAAACGAAUGCUUGGAUCUAAAAGGUGAAAAGUUGGACUACAAGGCAUGUGAGUCCCUGGAAGAGGUUUUGAAGAGAGUCCAGUUUAAAGUGAUAGACCUGGAGCAGACCAAUUUAGAUGAAGACGGCGCCUCUGCUCUGUUUGACAUGAUUGAGUACUACGAGUCGGCCACGCACCUCAACAUCUCCUUCAACAAGCACAUAGGCACACGGGGAUGGCAGGCCGCCGCUCACAUGAUGAGGAAGACGAGCUCGCUGCAGUAUCUGGAUGCUAGAAACACGCCUCUGCUGGACCACUCGGCUCCCUUUGUGGCUCGAGCUCUCAGGAUCAGUGGCAGCCUUGCGGUCCUCCACCUGGAGAACGCCGGCCUGUCUGGUAGACCGCUCAUGUUGCUUGCAACGGCGCUGAAGAUGAAUAUGAACCUGCGCGAGUUGUACCUGGCUGACAACAAGCUCAACGGCUUGCAAGAUUCAGCCCAGCUUGGCAACCUGCUCAAGUUCAACUACAACAUCCAAAUUCUGGACCUGCGAAACAACCACAUCCUGGACUCUGGUUUGGCCUACGUGUGCGAAGGACUAAAAGAGCAGAGGAAAGGCCUCGUCACAUUGGUGUUAUGGAACAACCAGCUCACACACAACGGCAUGGGCUACCUUGCUGCUGCACUGCCUUGCACCCAAAGUCUGGAGACGCUGAACCUGGGUCAUAACUCAGUGGGCAACGAGGGUAUCCACAAGCUGAAAGACGGACUGAUCGCUAACCGUUCUGUGCUCAGACUGGGCCUCGCCUCCACCAAGCUGUCCUGUGAAGGGGCAGUAGCGGUGGCCGAAUUUAUAGCUGAGAGCCCGAGGCUGCUGCGUCUGGAUCUGCGAGAAAACGAGAUCAAGACAGGGGGACUGAUGGCGCUGUCGCUUGCCCUGAAAGUCAACACCUCUCUGUUGCGUCUCGACCUCGACCGGGAACCCAAGAAAGAAACUGUGAAAAGCUUCAUUGAGACCCAGCGUGCGCUACUGGCCGAGAUCCAGAAUGGCUGCAAGAGGAACUUUAUCCUGGCCAAAGAGAAGGAGGAAACGGAGCAGAUGAUGAGACAGUCGGCAUCCAUGGCUGAAAUUGCCACCGAAGACGGAACAAGAGAAGAAGAGGUAGAGGAGACCAAAGACGGGAGACCAGUAGAUAAAGAGGGCGAUAAAACAGGAAAUGAAGGGCAGCCGAACAGCGAGUCGAAGGCCAUCUCCGAGGUGACUGUUUCUCCAAUGAACCUGGACUCUGACUCUGACACAGAAGAUGAGGAGGAAGUGAUCACGAAGGCCUCAUCUGAGCCAAAAGCUCUCUCCAAUCCAACCACCCCUCAAACUGAAGUGGUACUGCCAACAUCGAGUCCCUCGCACGCUCCCCCUCCGUCCCCAAUGAACAUCAUUUCAGGUAUCACCGUCACGGACAGCCCGGUCCCUCCGGGCACGCCUCCCUCGCCGGGACGCUGCAUAUCUGUCUCAAGUCCCGGGCGGGGUCACAAGAUCUUCAUGGUGACUCGGGUGGAGAGCCCCCCAGAGCCACAGUUAAGCGCCGGCCACGCCGAGGGCCCGUCAAAGAUGACCUUAGAAACGAGCAUGGCUGCUGCCACGAAGCACAAAGACGUCCACGACACUACACUGAAUCACUCACGAGAGCCCAGCUGUGAUGACAGCGUCAUCGGCAGCACUUUAAAACCACCAUUGACAAGUCGAAAAGCACCAGCCUCACCUUUAAGUCCUUUGUUUGCUCAGCCUGCAGACUCCCCACCCGAGACCCCUUGUGAAGAACAACCGGAGGUAAAAGAAGCUCCUCUAGUGGAGAAGAGCGGAACAAUGACAAGUGGAGACGCCAAAGAGGUAAUCCAGAUAUCAACAUUCAUGCCGGAGCAACACACGCAGUAUUCUAAGUGUCCGGACGAUGCUAAAGACGUGGAUGCCAGCUCCUCGACUGUGACAGAGGACGACAGCCUCAGUCCAAAACCGGACGAGGAACAUCAGCAAUCUGAGCUCGACGGACAGGAAGUAGCAGAGCCUGUCCUCUCUGACCAACCAGCAUCCGUCACUGCCGUCCAACCCCACACCGAGGACUCUGCAGACGACGGCGAACAGGAAGUCGCUGGUUCGCUUUUACCCAACGGCCUGAAGCCCGAAUUCACCCUCCACCUCCUCGAUCCUGACAGCACCAAGCCUGGCAGCUGUGUCAUGGAACAUGUGAGUGUGAGCUGCACACAAGACCUGGAGGAGCUGCUGCUGGAAGCCAGUUUAGAGACUGGCAGAGAUGCACCAUGAAGGAGGUUUGACAGGUCCUGCGAGGACACAAGGAUUCAAGAGCACGCUCCUUUUGCCGCAUUUCUCUGACCUCAGCAAACCCCAAACAACUUUUCCAAAGGAUACAAGAGUCAAAAGCGCUCUUACGAUCCCAGAGUUCUGCCAAGACUCAAAGGACACACAAAAAAAAAAUCAUCAUGACAUCACUACAUCAACCACUGAAGUGUGUGCGCGUGUGUGAGUGCGUGUGUGAAGGGAACAGUGUAACAAUGCUGUCAUCACUACAAUUUUGCGAUUCUUUCCACGGCGACUAUGGAUCAUCCGAUGCUUGGCGCACCGCCUCUGGCAGUCAGGAGGGAUGAAAUAGAACACUAACCAAAGACCAACCUUUCUGACGCCUGUGUGUGUGUUUGUCUUCAGGAAAGCUUUUAGGGGUGUAGAGCGCAAGCCUCGACGACACACAAAUAAUUACAAUUGUGGACCCGGCUGAGCUGGCUUUGAUGUCACAGCUCUGUAUCCAGUGACAAUGAAGAGUUUUGUCCUCCUUUCCUGUCAAUCGAAGUUUGAAGGGACCUGCGCCAAGUGACCUCUCCGCUUUCGUCCUGUCUGGUUGUCACUUUGGCCCCUCAGGAAUCAACACAAACCAAACCUGGAGCCACGACCUCCAUUGCUUCCUUAUUAGGUUGCUCAAAUAAAAAUAAAAUCUCUACUUUCUCUUCUUCCUUA